Priapulus caudatus is the source of this 385-nucleotide messenger RNA. RefSeq names its product ferrochelatase-like. The annotation marks the transcript as partial. The transcript is spliced from 2 exons. Gene Ontology annotation, molecular function: protoporphyrin ferrochelatase activity. The record is from RefSeq and is a predicted model, not a curated record. Lineage: Eukaryota; Metazoa; Priapulida; Priapulimorpha; Priapulimorphida; Priapulidae. Gene Ontology annotation, biological process: heme biosynthetic process.
AUGCAGGCACGUUUUAAAGGCAAAGUCAUUGCCGAAUUAGCCAUGCGCUAUGGCAAACCCAGCAUAGAAUCAGCUUUGGAUAAAUUGAAACAUCAUGGCGUAAGGCGCAUCCUCGUCCUUCCCUUGUAUCCUCAAUAUUCAGCCACAACCACCGCCACCACUUAUGAUGAAGUUAAUCGCAUUUUAAGCCAAUGGCGGUGGAUUCCUGAAAUGCGUUUCGUCAAUGAGUAUUACGAUCACCCUGCUUAUAUUGAUGCACUGGCGCAAAAACUGGAACUACAAGACGAUCAGUAUCUCGUCACUUUUCAGUCCCGUUUUGGUAAAGCAGAGUGGCUUAAGCCUUAUACCGAUAAAUCCCUUCAAGAACUACCCUCAAGAGGCAUCA